GAGGCGGGCCUAUCGGCCGUCGAGGCGCUGCACGCGGCGGCGGCGGCGGACGCGGAAGGCGGGCGCCCGCCCGCGGAGGAGGUGUUGACGGCUGUGCUGAGGCUGCAGAGGCCCUCGCGGGGGGCGGUGCACCCGGCCGCCGCUGGCGCCUGCUGUACGUGGCGGGCGCGGGGGAUGUGAGCAAGGCGCGGAAGGCUUUGCAGGGGCUCGGCUCCGGUGGCGCGGCUGGCCAGUACGUGGACGGCCUCGUGUCCGCCGUGCAGCGCUUCGACGCCGCGUCGGAGGAGAACGAGAACGGCAUAUUCGGUGGGAAGCUGAAGGAGUCCCUGGAGAUGACGAUUGUGGUGGCCAUUGGCGGAGGUGAGUUGUUGGAGGAGCUGCGCACCGCGAAGGAGAUCCAGGGCGCGCCGGCGCCGACCGGGCGCACCUGGGCGCCGCGCGGCCAGAGCACGGAGGCGGCCGAUGGGGGCACGGAGGCGCUCUGGGACAGGUGGAGCCCGCAGGGACACGGCGACGAGGGCGGGAAGCAGGGCGCUCGCGCGGAGCGGGGCCAAUGGCAGCAGGAGCCCUGGUGGAGUCAGCCUGGCUGGGGGCAGCCUGGCUGGGGGCAGCCCAGCUGGAGCCAGCCCGGCUGGAGCAGCGGCAGCGGCUGGGACGCGGCGUCCUCGUGGUGGCAGGGCCAGGAGGGCUGGGCCGCCCAGGAUCAAGUCUCCUCGGCCCCGGAGCCCGAGCAGGGCGGCGGGCUCGCCCAGGGCGCGCCGCACGCGCGGACCGCCCUGAGCCGCGCGGCGGUCGCCUUCGAGCCCGAGGAGCCGCCGGGGCCUGCUGCCGCCACCGCUGCAGGGCCGGCCCAGGAGCACGCUGCCGAGCCUGCGGUUGCCGCAGCGCCAGCGGCGGGCUCGAGAGGGGAGGGGGCGCAGAGCAGGGAGGAGAUGAAGCAGGCGCUCUUCGGGAGGCUCGACGCCAACGGAGACGGGCUGCUCCUCUCCCCGGAGCUGUGGCCGUACGCCGUCAAGACAGGCUUCGACGGGAGCGAGGCGGAGUGGGCGGAGGAGUACGCCAUGCUGUGCCGCGACAUGGGGCGCCACGUUGCAGAAGGGCUUAGCGCCCUGGACUUCUUCAAGAUGCUCGACGACGACUCUGCGGAGGGAUGCUACUGCGAUGACGAGGAGCUUCGCUCAUUACUUGUGGAGAUUGCUGAGCCCACCGCCGUCCCCGACCAUGCUGCAGGUCAGGAAGCGCCCAGGGAGAGCUCGAAAGAGGAGGAGGUCCAGAGCAGGGAGGAGAUGAAGCAGACGCUGUUCAGGAGGCUCGACACAAAUUCUUGA
Molecule: messenger RNA, 1328 nt
Organism: Prorocentrum cordatum
Lineage: Eukaryota; Dinophyceae; Prorocentrales; Prorocentraceae
Source: the annotation of a GenBank genome assembly